AUGUCGCGGCGGCCCCGGUCGCGGUCGCCCUCCUCUUCCUCCCCGGUGAGGGGUGAAGGAAUGGUGGUGGGCACCUUGGUUCUAAGGAACUCGGCCACCAAGCUGUUCUGCGAACAGCCAGUCUACAGCGAGACUGAGAUUUUGGCUGGCCGAGACCGCCAUCUAUGCCACAUGCAUGUCAUCGACGUCUAUGCAUCGCACUGCCAUUUGCGAUUCUACACUGUCCUCUUCAACGAAGGGGAUCCUACUGGACCAGUGCCUCCAAUGGUCUAUGCACAGGAUGUUUCCAGAAACGGAACCAGGUGGAAUGGGAUUCCAAUGGAGCAGGGGAGCACCGUGCUACUUGGUGACGGCGAUCUGCUUGCAAUCGGACCCGGGCGUUCCACCAUCCAAUUCCAUGCACGGUACCCCUGCCCUGAGCCUCGAUUUACCGAGCUUGAGAAUAGUGAGAUGAGGGAAUUCGAGGAUGACUAUGAGGUGUCUCCACGCAGGCUGGGCGUCGGUGCCUUUGCUAACGUCCACGUGGCUAUCAAAAAAGCCAGCGGCAAGCAGUUGGCUUGUAAGAUUGUCCGUGUCAAGUCCUCCCAUGACAAAUCGCCUGCAGAAUCCGGAGAAGGAAAGUUCCACCGAUUCCUCGAAGUUGGCAAGCUCGGUUCCAACCAAGCUUCAGGUCAAACAACACCGGAGGAGAAAGUUCCACGCAGUCAGCGGGAAUCCCAGAUCCUUCUCAAACUCUCUCAUCCGAAUAUCGUGACCGUGCACAACGUCUUCCGAUCUCCCCGAACAAUUUACAUAUUUUCUGAGAUGAUCACAGGCGGGGAUCUCUAUUCCUUCAUCCGGUCGAAAGGGCAAAGGGGACAUCUCGAUGAGCUCGCCUCAGCUAAAAUCACACACCAACUCCUCUUGGCCGUUGAUUACUUGCACGAUCAGGAAAUCGUGCACAGAGACAUCAAGCCGGACAACAUCCUUAUGGAUAUUGUCGGGCAGGACUAUCGGGUGGUUCUGACAGACUUUGGCUUGGCAAGGGUGGCCAACUCGCCAGACAAGAGAAUGUCCGCUUCGGUCGGGACCUUUGAUUACGCCGCUCCGGAGAUUCGACGAUAUUUCGAUUAUCACGGACGCCGCAAGCAUAGUUAUACAAAGGCCGUCGACAUGUGGGCAGUCGGUUCUGUGACAGCAGUUCUUCUGACUGGAGAAUACCCAUUCAACAGCGAGAGAGAACUGAUCCAAGAACAAGUCGAUGAUCUAGUAUGCAGUAUGCGCAAAGCCGAACUCAGAGUCCGGGUGAUAGAAUUCGUCACCAGCCUGCUCAUCCUGGAUGAGGUCGAGCGUAUGAAUGUGAAGGAGGCCCUACGACACCGCUGGCUUACCGAACCGGCCACCGAGACGAAAAUCGCCGAGUGCUACGCGAAUGGUACGAAACACUGGACACCGGCCCAGCGGACUGAAUCCUCCUGCGUUAUUCUGCGAACUGCUCCGCCAAAAAAGUCAGCAGACAAACCGCGCGAUCAUGUUCCCGAGACCCCAGAGCAGGAGCUGGAAAGUAGUCCAUUCUUCACGGUUGAAUAUCAAGCGAAAAGAAUACGAAUUCCUACGAAAAGAGCCCUCGACACACCGGAUACAAAGCUGCGCAAUAUUCUGUUCAUGGCAUCACAAAGCAUCAGCCAGUCAGCGCAUACUCUAUCCUCUGGUGAGAAGACAGACGAGGUUUACGAAGAGGUGGUCAAUUCAGUCACCGGCAGGAAAAAGAGAUGUAUCUAUGGCUGGGAGGUGGAUGAGCUAGCGAAAUGGGUUUAG
Messenger RNA from Penicillium argentinense, 1797 nucleotides. RefSeq lists its product as uncharacterized. NCBI's taxonomy places the organism in Eukaryota, Fungi, Ascomycota, Eurotiomycetes, Eurotiales, Aspergillaceae. The transcript is spliced from 7 exons. Gene Ontology annotation, molecular function: ATP binding; protein binding; protein kinase activity. The record is from RefSeq and is a predicted model, not a curated record. Bases 1 to 1797 code for a protein of 598 amino acids. Gene Ontology annotation, biological process: protein phosphorylation.